AUGGUCUGCAUAUUGAAUCCGAGGCAGAGUGACGCUCAUGUGACGUGUGCUGCGUAUAAGAAGAAUGUGCUGGCUAUAUGCGACGAUUUUAAGACUGGUUUUACGACAUUCGAGUUAAAAGUAGGCGACCAAAUUGAACUCAACCAAAUUCAAGACUACAGACUGAACAAUCGAAUCACCUCGUGUGAUUUAUCAGAGGAUGGGUUUAUACUGGCGAUGGGUUUGGAUUCUGGAGAUGUUGUGGUAUGGAACGUCCCGGGCAAACGUCAGCUGCGUUUACUAAAACACCACAAGACCCCGGUCCACUGUUGUUCCUUCUCGCCCGUGCCCGACCGCCUCUACCGUAGUGCCAACUGCCAGUCACCCGCUACACCCCUGUCUCCCCCCGAUGUAACAGAUGAAGAUAACACACCACUGGUUCUUGUUACUAUGGCCUCGGAGAUCGUGUGGUGGAACGUCACUUAUAUCAUGAAGAUGCGGGCUAACAAGAGUUACUGGAGGUUUGUAUUCCAUCGAGUAUGUCCACCCCUGUCUCCCCCCAAUGUAACAGAUGAAGACAACACCCCACUGGUGCUUGUUACUAUGGCCUCGGAGAUCGUGUGGUGGAACGUCACUUAUAUCAUGAAGAUGCGGGCUAAGAAGAAAAACGAAGAACUAUACAACAACAACUGUCCAAGCAACUGCACGAUACAGCCCAAGCUGGGUUUAUUCCUGAACUGCCGCUGGGCCAACCAUCACGAGGUGUUAAUCGCGCACACAGCCAAGAUGAUUGUGCUUUACAACGUCGAUGGGACGGUGCUAAAGGUGUUCGACAAUUUUGACAGGGACCAAGAGAUACUAUGCUGCGCUCCAUGCAACUACGACAACUACUUGAUCGCGGCUGUGGUCAGCAACGGCGCCAACUAUCUGUUCGUCAUCGACCAGACGAGCAAAGACAAGAUCAUGACCAUAAAGGAAACUGGGCCGGUGCUCAACAUCUUAGUUGUUCCAAGUCACCACAAAACAAUCAAAAUCAUCACCCUAAAAGCGAAAGAAAUAACGCAACACCUGUAUCAAAUAAAUUACCAAAGCAAUACGUGCAUGUGCAACAAAAUUAUUGAGGCCAAAGACGUGAAGGACAAUCUUUUAUUCCUGACCAUAGUUGUUAAUAAGAUUGGCACUUUGCUGUUCGCUUCGACAGAUGAUAGCCGGGUCAUCUGUAUAGACUUGAAGACCAACUCACGCAUAUUUGACUUGGAAAAUCGGAGGGGAAAUGUAGUAUCAAUGGAUGUCAGCGAAAUAGCCGUUUGGAACGACUUUGAGCCGGGCUCAGACGUACUGCUUACCGGGACCGGCACUAUCGAAAACUCCGCCAAAGUGUGGAACCUGGAACCGACUUAUGUAUUGCAGCAGACCCAGAAGAACGGCAAAGUCCGCCUCACAAAGAGAUUCGACGUAAGCUUCAACAUCGCUGUGUCUCCUCAGACACCGAGUACCACAGCCACAAACAGCACCGUUCAAAGCGCCUCCACCACUCCUAAGCGACACCAGUCGUUUCAGCACACUGGCGCGCCCAAGCGGCCGGUGGUGCCUAGCCUUAGCCUAGACCGCCGUUGUAUCAAACCACUCAACCUACGCGGACUUUGUAACAGCCCUGGCGCCACUAUGCCUCUGCUAGCGGUAGUCGAUGACAAGAGCAACAUACAGGUAAUGCGCGGCAGAAAGGUGCUCACAGAAAUAAUAACUCAACCAGAAGAAGAAAUCACCACGAUCAAGAUCUCCCCAUGCAACCUCUAUGUCAUCUACGGCCUCCGAUCUGGUAUCGUGAAAAAAUACGCCCUUAGAUCCAAAGAGACUGAAGACAUAAUGAAUAUGUACAGUUCAGUGCAAUAUUUGAACUUCGUCAACCCGCAAUUACUGAUAGUCGGCAGCAAAAACUCCCUGAUGGCAUACAGAUUGACCAAUGACGGUGAUUGGCAAACGGAGAUGAUGCAGUGUGAAAAGGUGCAUCUUGGAUCGCAGGAGAUACUUAAUGAUAUACAGGGUAUAAAGAAAAAAAGCAGCCAAGCGGACAACCUGUCCAGUUCGGGCAGCGAAUCAAGCCAGACUUCUCGAAGCCGAGGGUAUUUCAACCACGACGGCAAAAGUCGCCUUCGCGGUGUCUGCGGCUUAGUAGACUGUUUCUACAUACGGGACGUGGGUUUCAUUACUGUUGAAAGCAACGCACUGGUGAAACUGUGGAGUCAAGAGGCAAACAAAAUGGUCUGCAUAUUGAACCCGAGGCAGAGUGACGCUCAUGUAACUUGUGCCGCGUAUAAGAAGAAUGUGCUGGCUAUAUGCGACGAUUUUAAGACUGGUUUUACGACAUUCGAGUUAAAAGUAGGCGACCAAGUUGAACUCAACCAAAUUCAAGACUACAGACUGAACAAUCGAAUCACCUCGUGUGAUUUAUCAGAGGAUGGGUUUAUACUGGCGAUGGGUUUGGAUUCUGGAGAUGUUGUGGUAUGGAACGUCCCGGGCAAACGUCAGCUGCGUUUACUAAAACACCACAAGACCCCGGUCCACUGUUGUUCCUUCUCGCCCGUGCCCGACCGCCUCUACCGUAGUGCCAACUGCCAGUCACCCGCUACACCCCUGUCUCCCCCCGAUGUAACAGAUGAAGACAACACCCCACUAGUUCUUGUUACUAUGGCCUCGGAGAUCGUGUGGUGGAACGUCACUUAUAUCAUGAAGAUGCGGGCUAACAAGAGUUACUGGAGGACUGGACGUAAUGUGAUGACGCCUUUGGCCAGUCCUAUGGAGAGCAAAGUUGACCUGCACGAGGCUAUGGAAAACCUCUCUAUAGGUUCAUCGAACAGUAAUUUCUUCUUCGGCAACGGAUCAUUCCAAUCGCAAGAUUGCUUUAAACUUCUGUGGAAGGGGAAAAAAUACAAGGAGGGUUCAAAGAAGAAGGAAAUACUAGCGUGCAUCAAACUAACAGGAAUGAGCGCAAAGAAGAUCUGCCACGACGAGAAGUUUUCUUGCUUCGUGACCGUCGACAAUUCAGGCCGAGUCCACGUCAUGAACGCCAUACAAGACACGUAACGCUAUCCUAAUCGCAACACAUACUGCCAAACGCAUUUAUUUUUAUAUACAGUCUACGCUCUAGACGCUAAACUUGGAUUUUAAAUCCAAGGCAAUACAGCUGAAUGUUGCUAGAAAAACGUUGGCUGAUAAACUUACACCAAAUGUCACUUUGACGUUUCAUAGUGACAAUGUUGCUGCUAAAAGUAAUAAAUCGACAAGUCAAUACAAGUACUCUAAUCGCACCGUUGCUAAUUGUGACUAAUAAAUUCUACUUAAAAUAUUUAAUGCAAUAUCAGUAUUCACAAUUUGAAUCGUUACAAAUGAAAUCAAUUUAACACUGAUAAUGAAAUAGUCUGAUCAACGUUGUCUUCCUACAACACUCCCAUUUUUUAGCAUGGCAAGAAAUCUGUAUUGAUAUUAAUAAGAGUAUUGAUAUUGAAAACCGAUCACUCUUGUGAUAAAGCCAAGAUACUGUCAAUUAACUAUAGGCCAACACAAAUAAGAUUCUCAGAUCCCCAUGCUCUCUUCGAAUUAUUUUUAUACCUAUAUAGGGAAGAGUAUUUAGUGUGUGAUAUUCGUGCAAUGGUUGUUACAUUAUUCGUGUAACAUGACCGACUAGCAUUUAAAUCAAGCGCAUAAGCAAUAGAAACGUUAGAUUAAUUUCGUAUACGUAAAAUAAAAUGCUCCCUGGCUAUUUCUAGUAAAAUGUAAACAAAUAUUCUUGAGAUUUUUAGUGCAUAUUAGUCCAAUGAUUUCUAUUAAUUCAAUUAUUUUAAUUUUGAUGAUGGUAGGUGUAUUUAAUAUUUGGGGGUGGGCAUUUCUUAUUUUAGACAAUUUACUUACAACCAGAAUGCAUAAUUUGGUUAACUAUAUUAUUGCUUAUACUAAUCUCUAACAUUACUUAGCACAAUCAUAAUGAAAAGUUUUGUAAAAAAGCAAAAAUUUAGAAUUCAUGCUGAUUACUGAUAACAUACAAGUCAGUUUAUACUAAAUCUAAUUGAAAGUAACCUUUGCAUACGGUUAAUAGCGCUUGCCUUUUUAUAAUUCAAUACGAAUGUGCUCAAAAUUAAAUAAUAUCUUUAGAUUAUUAAACUGAGCUCCUAAUUUGCUUAUAACAACGAUUAAAUAUUGCUCAUUUUAUCAUGGUGAUAUAGGUGUCUAUAAUUAAUUAUUAUAUGAAAGUGCUUAUCAAAAUUAGUGAAAAAGUCGGCGUAAAUGAUAUGGCGGGUUAACGGAUUUUGUGAAUGUGGGCUGGCUCAACCACAACGUAAAAGCACCACAACCUUGCACUAUUCUAUAUUUUAAAAAGAUCCGUAUGCCAUACUACGUCGCACUAAAUUAGAUGAAUAAAAAAGUUACUUUAAUAAAAUAAUGUCCGAAAAGGACAAUAAGUAAUAAAACGCACAACUAUGUGUCUUCAUCAUAAAUGUAAGUAGAUCUAAAUAACAGAAAGAAUCCCGUAAUGUAGUAAAUUGUACAACCUUAUUGAAAUUAAUUUUAUUUUGGCAGAGAUAAUGUUUAUCCCACCAAUCUCGUAGAUGUCGCAACACGUGUCACAAAAUAUGAUUUUUAAUUUAUUCUUAUCUAAAUGGGGUAUAUUUACGAUAGUCAUAAUUCAGGUACCUUACACCACCAAACUGUCUCAAACUUUGUUACCACUAUUUGAAAACAAACUCAUUAUGUGCAUGAAUGAGCAUUUACCCAAUACACAGUAGGGGUAUACAUUUCUACUAACCCAUUAUGGUUUGACGACAUAAUCCGUUGAUUGGUGGUACUAAUUAUCCAGUUUAUAAAAUCGAUACAUAUACUCUAUUGAAAUAAACUCGAAACUAUCGAACUAUAAAUCAUACGGCGUAUGACUCAAACUCAUAAUUUUCUCGCCGUUUGUGCCAUCUCAGUGGUUCGCGUUAGUAUAGCUAUCUAAUGUGAUGUAGUCUAUAUGAGAUCUCUGUGUAAAUAAUAGUAAUCUAAGUAACUGUUAAGUAAUGUAAUGGUGCUAUGUUUAAUGGAACGAAAACUGUUCACGAUGUAGGCAUAAUGUUUGCGCCAUAUCAUUUUAAUGUUGUAUGAAUUGAUUCAUUUUCCUUACUUGUUGAUUAUUAUGUUGUAAUUCAUUAAUUUUAAUCUAUAAUCCUUUAACAUUUUAAAUUCAUUCGUUUUAGUGCUUUUACGAGCUGCUUAUUCUAAUCGGAAAAUGUUUUAAAAACUUCAUACAAUAAAUAUUGCAAUUCAUAAAAAUCUUCCGCCUAACUACUGUCAAUGCAUAACUAUAAUAAAUAUUUUGUACUUAGUUUCUGGAAAAUAGAUUUUGUAAAUCUCAAUCAGAUCAGUAUCAUAUAGUGAAGUCUUUGUGUACUGACAUAUCCAAAAUAUUU
This is a messenger RNA of Ostrinia furnacalis (Asian corn borer), 5420 nucleotides long. RefSeq lists its product as uncharacterized. NCBI's taxonomy places the organism in Eukaryota, Metazoa, Arthropoda, Insecta, Lepidoptera, Crambidae. The record is from RefSeq and is a predicted model, not a curated record. Gene Ontology annotation, molecular function: protein binding. The coding region runs from base 1 to 3063 and encodes 1020 amino acids. The transcript is spliced from 15 exons.